AUGACCAUUUCGCCUGAAUUGCUUACUAUUUGGUCAGCCUCCGUCGUCCGUCUCGGUGAACACGACUACAGCACGACAAGGGACGGCGACAGACACGAGGACUUCCCAGUGGGCGAGACCGUCCUUUAUCCCGAGUACCGCCUCCCUCAGGCCUAUCACGAUCUGGCGCUGGUGAAGCUAGGGCGGAGGGUGGUGUUCAAUAGCCACAUCAACCCUGUGUGUCUUCCCUGGGGUAGCGAGGCCGAGAAGGACCUCACAGGGAAGGCGGUCGUCGUCACGGGCUGGGGGGCGACAGUGCAUGGUGGCUCCGGAAGCACAGUGCUGCAAGAGGCGUCCCUGACGGCGUUCGCCCCCUCCCGCUGCGACCAGAGCUACUCGACCCUCCUCAGUACCCCCGGAAUUGGCCGAAGGGAAUUGGCAACGAGACUCUGUGCGCCGGGGACCCCCAGGGAGGCAAAGACGCCUGCCAGGGAGAUUCCGGCGGGCCCCUAGUGUACCUGAACGAGCGUAGGAGGCACGUGUUGGCCGGAGUCGUGUCCAGCGGCUAUGGUUGCGGCCUCAAGGAGUUCCCGGGACUUUACGCCAACCUCCGCCAGGCUCCUUACCUUAGCUGGAUCAAAAGGGUGGCUUUCAAUUGAUGUGUUUCUUAUAUGAAAGGAAGUUUUUGGGAAAAAAAUUAAAAGGAAGGUUAAAAAUGG
Penaeus indicus is the source of this 698-nucleotide messenger RNA. RefSeq names its product proclotting enzyme-like. The coding region runs from base 1 to 492 and encodes 163 amino acids. Gene Ontology annotation, biological process: proteolysis. The record is from RefSeq and is a predicted model, not a curated record. Gene Ontology annotation, molecular function: serine-type endopeptidase activity. The transcript has 5 exons. NCBI's taxonomy places the organism in Eukaryota, Metazoa, Arthropoda, Malacostraca, Decapoda, Penaeidae.